This is a messenger RNA of Coregonus sp. 'balchen', 36282 nucleotides long. NCBI's taxonomy places the organism in Eukaryota, Metazoa, Chordata, Actinopteri, Salmoniformes, Salmonidae. The record is from the annotation of a GenBank genome assembly.
AUGGCAGAGUUACGGUUGGAUUCAGACAGUCAUUUACAGUAUGGCCCUUUUGGCAGCGAUUUAGCGGAUAUUUGCAUUGAUCAGGAUGGUGAAUGGGGUACGUGCGAUGUUUAUAAUCUUUGUUAUUAAAUAAAUAGCUGCGUUGUAAACGCUAGCUACAUGCAACCCCAAUGAUGUGUAUAAACCCUAUACAUCAUUGCGUGCAACUUCAUUGACUGUCAGGAAAUGAGAUGGCACUAGCGUAUCAGUAAACCGUAUACUUAUUCCAGUGCUUGUCUUGGACUGAAAUAGGUACCGGUACUGUUUACAUUUAGAUGCAGGAGCUCCACAGUACUUUUGAGCCAACAUGAAAUAAGAGGAACAGGAGCUCAAACAGGAGAACAUUUGAGGUGCGGGUAUUCGGUUUCGGUGAGCUCCUGCCGAAGUCAAUCACUGCUGUGUUCAAUAUAUAACAUGCGUUUUGAUGCUCAUACUCAGCAGUACAAACCGAACGUUUUGACUGGGUUGGUCAUACGUAACUUUUCCCCCAUCUUGCUGCAUCUUUGAAUGUAUUGAAGCUGCUUUGGAAACUUUGACUGAUCUCUUGCAACUGUGGUGUCCGAACAACGAUGCUGCGAUGAUGUGUUGAUAAGAAAUCCGCUGACACUGUACUUCAGCAUCAAUUUACAGACUCUGCAGAAUCUGGAGAGCAACGAAACCAAUCCCAAAUAUGAUUACUCUCCUUGUCCUUUUGUUAAAACAUGAUAUAUAUAUCCUAUGCUUUAUGUAACAUAAGAUGGCGUGAUUUGAAUAGACCAAUCCCUGGCCUCCACAUAUCCGAAUCUCCACUGUUUUAGGGGGCCCCUAUAGUAACACUUUCCAGAUGUUUGAGCAAAGUAGAGUAAAGUUCAUCUAACCAACAAUAUGAAAACCUCAGAUACUACACAACCUUGAAACAUACAUAAUUAUCGACUGUCAUCCUUCACUGAUCUCUUCCUCUUGCAACAUUGUUACAGACAUCAACCUGUUUGAAGAACUUGAGAACCUAAGUGAUGCAGAGGAACUCCUUCAAGAAUUUGAGUUCUCACCACAUAAUAAAACAACAUGGAAAGAGGUGAAACAACAUAUUUCCCCUCUAUGUAAUGCUAUGUGUUAUUAUCCUACUGUGUGACAGCUAACAAGACUGCACGUUUCUCAGGUGAAUGACAUUAAUCUGUUACAAUGGAGAUCCUUCGCCAGUGGAGAUACUGACGCUUGCUGCACAGGUAAAAAUCAUCAGCAUUGCAUCACUUUCAGUUAACCUAUAACAGCAAUGACUCAAGAUUGGGUUGUUGGCCCCAUGCCAAGGCAAAGUAAGUGAAGACGACUGGUAAUAGAUUAGAAAGCAUAUACAGUACACACACACACACACAGUCCCUCUACGUAACCUGGUCACCCCCAUGUCAGUAGACAUUAGGUGGCUGUCUUUGGCGUGGGAAAGCUGCACCUGUGAGGCCCCCGUACUGUGUUGGGUAGAAUGACUUCAUUCACACAGGAUGUUAAAGAGACACUGUAAUGUGAUACCUCUGCUAACAGACAGUUGGAUUGAGUUCCUAUUGUUUUGUUGGCAGGUGUUGGAGUGCCUGGGUCCUCCCUAUCACCUGGAUCUGCACUCAGUGAUACCUCCUCACUGUCACCACUGUCCCUGAAAGUAAGUCUACACUUCACAUAACACUCUCCCCCUAUGUACAAGUAGAAGGCUAACCACUCACUACUCUCACUUACUUCUCUCUUGUGCAUGCAUCUCCCUACCAGCAGGAGGAUGCUGUGUCUAUGCAGCCUUUGCCGACUAUGCUCACUCCCCAGAGGGUGUCCAUCCAGCCCAAACCGCCCCCCUCUGUCCCCCUCACACACCCUGUGGCCCCUUUUCUCAAAACCAGGACCAUUGUCAUCCAGCCUGUUGGCCUACAGACUGUGGUCUCAGUGGUCAAGGCACCAUCACCUGUGACGGUCCAUGCUACUGCCCCCUCUACUGGUGAGAGACAGAAUGUUCAUUCUGUUGUAGGCUUGUGUUGACUUGAUACAAUGAAAUGUCUUUACGAGUGAUUUAAAUAAUGUGCACAGUUUGUUGUCAAUAAUGUCCAUCUAUAUUGGUGAGUCUUAUUCACUGAAGUAAUUCCGGUUAUUCGGCUUGCUCAGUCCAAUAGUCCUUUGAUUUGUUCCCUUGUAUCUCAGUUGGUAGAGCAUGGCGUUUGCAACGCCAGGGUUGUGGGUUUGAUUCCCACGGGGGACCAGUAUGACAAAAGUAUGAAAAUGUAUGCACUCACUACAAUAAGUCGCUCUGUAUAAGAGCGUCUGCUAAAUGACUAAAAUGUAAAAAUGUACACAUUUGAUCUAGUGACCCAUUUCCCUAUCUUAAGUGGAUAAGUGCAUAUUGUCUAUAUUCCUGAUUGUGGCAUUUGAAAGAAAAGUAAAAGCAGAAUCAACAUUCUGUGGACAACACCAAAAUGAAAGAGGAACAGUUCUAUGCGUUUGUAUCUUCUAUGACUGCACAUGUUGCUCUUGACCACAAGGUGUCCUCAGUCUGUUGUCUCUUGUUCAAAUAAGGCUACUGCCUCCUCCUCAAAUACAGCAACACAGUGUCCAGCCUAUGAUCAGUGUAUACCAUGCAGUAACCUCAAGGACAGAGUUUUCCACUGUGUGGAAAUAUUAAUGUUUAAAAACAUAUAUUUCAUGAACGUCAGCACAGAGCACACUCAUAUCGUGUACCUGCCGUAACCUCUAAUUUCUAUGCCAAUGAUCAAACAGAUACAUCCAUCAUAUAGGUAUUGAUGUCAUCUGUACAACUACUCACCUCCUCCAAUGUUUCCUAUUCACAGGAGUCAUCCAUGUUCUCUCUGAGGCAGUAGCAUCAUGGCCCAUUAGUAGCCCGACUAAAAUACUUUAACCUCAGUAGGACCUUAGGGCUACUUUUAUUAUUACAGAGUAAUUAGCAUGGGAGCGUUCUCCUCUGCAGGCCCCUACUACAAUCCAUUAGACUUCACUAGGGCCAGGGCUUUGAAGGUGACUGUGGCAGGGCUUUAUUGUUUGAUAAUGGGUCCUUGGAAGACAGCUGAAGGGGUCUGAGGGAGGGACAGGCUCUCAGCAGUAAAUUAGUCUGACUCUGGACAUGGAGUGGGAUGGAUCUGGGGUUUUGAUGAGUUUAUGGGGGUCAAUACAGAUGACCUGACAUCCUUAGUGAUCGUGGGUGAGGAUGAGGAAAUUUUUUCACAGUCUGGUUAGAAAGAAAACAAAUACUAUCUGAAUCCAGGUCUGAUCGUAUGAGAUGAGCAUUGUAAAGAGCUAUUGUACAUGUUCCCCAGCUGAAAAAUGCUGUCUACUAUGACAGUAUUCCAUCAAUUAUUACAGGGAUGUACUCUGAGUGGAAAUGGCCCCAGUGGGACAUAGGAUGGUCUCAGAUCUGGAUGUGCUUUAACUCGUCUUACUCUGUCAUGCCAUAGUCUAAAGCUAAUCCAGGUCUGGGACAAGGCUAAAACAGACAGACAGAAGGGUUGACCUCUUUCAUAACUCUGUAUCUGGUCUUUGUCAUCAGCAGGUCACACAAUGCAUCUCAAGCCGAGACAGUUGAUUGGACCACAGAUCGCUUCCCCAGCCCCUGCCCUCCUCACUGUCACCAACCAGGUGGUUACCAUGCCAACCGUCCCCCAUCAUGUUACCAUGGGGACCACUGUCCUCUCUGGCCCAGCCCAUCCCAUGACGGUGACCUAUCACAACACAGCAGUGGACACUGAGGUAUGUUUGACAUUGAAAUGGAUCUGACCUCCGUAGAGCACUGUAUGUGUCUGCUUUCUAUUGACCUUUUUGGAGAGUAGCUUCCAGCAUAGUGUUCUGGCUUAUUCCAUGAUUUAUUCACUCAGAUUAGAUGCACACAGUGGUGACACGUCUAGCCUAAAGUCAUAUCUUACUCCAGUCAACAAGCCCGGGUCUGCCCAGUGUCCAUCCAGACAUCUGGAGGGAGGUGGGAGUCAUCAAGAGAUAUGGGUGUCUACUGCCUGGGGGGCUUGGUGGUCCCAGACAGGUGGAGGAGGGAGGAAGCUGGUAGUUAGGAGGGCACUGCUGCUUUAAAACCCACAGGCCCUGAGAGUGGUCAGACAGAAAUGGAGCACCUGGAUUUUUACUGUGGUAACACUUACCUGGGGAAGUUUGUCUCACGGAUGGAACACAUCCGUGAGACACUCCCCCAGGGAGUAGAGUGGUGGGAUCUGUCCUUAUGUGGUUGGUAAGUUAAAUAUUUAUAACAGUGACAUUUUGCAGCCUAAAAUAGGUCAAUAACAUGAUGUGGUGAGGAGACAUUAGAAACAUCUAGAACAAUGUUUUCUUGUAACGUAAAACAUAUAUCUAAAACAUAUACCUGUCUCUUAACAACUGGGAUAUUUCAGCUUGUUCUUAAAAAGGUCCCUCAAGUGAAGAUAUAUUUAGAUUUGGCGUGUUGGCACAGUGUUGUGUCAUCGCUGAGUAAAUGUUAGUAGAACUGGGGAUGGAGCGCUGGUGCCUGGUCGUUCAUGUGACAUCGGAAACCCCCUCACAUUAGGCUACUCACCCAUCCCAACAAGGUGACAUAAGGACAGCUGGGGUGACUGGUUUAUUUAGCCUUGUCUUGAAGGAAAAAUAACGUAUAAUGGUUAACAACUGUUUAGGACCAUGUGUAGCACUGUGGUAAUGAAAAUGAUAUUAUUUGACUUUUCUAAAAUUGAAGAAAGUGGAUAAGCUGAAUAUAGAAGAAUUGAAAAAUAUCUUAUUGUUGAGGCAGCAGUUUCUCCAAUACAAUUUCUAAUUAUUUUGUCUGUGUCAUGCUACAAUAUUUGGGUUUUACAGUGUUAAAGCUUGCCAAAAAUCUUUGACCUGUUAGUAGCCCUAGUAGUAGCUAUCGAGUUGUUGGCUCAGUCAGAUUAUUUACAGCUUGUUGAACAUGACUGGAAAUGAUGAAAAUGAAAUAUUUAUAUAGUAGCUCAACAGACGUUAAACAGUGUAAAAAAAAUACUUUCAUAAUGAUUUCCUACUUCCUCAAUAUGAUGGUGCUAUUUUCAGAUCACAUCAAGACCCCAGCUGAACUCUUAGACUAUCUCAGAAAAUUUAAUUACUUCAGUCUCUAAUUAAUUGCAGUGAAAUUGGGUAUCCCAAGAGCUACCCGUUUGAAAUGGAAGCCAAGGGCUGGAUGGACAUCUUCUUGCAAUUUUCCGAAGGAAACGGUUUGAUUCCAGACCUUCUUUGAGUCUCACUCUGUGUUAGAACUGUUAGCCAUCUCCAAAGCUUACGUGGCUAUGUGAUGGCCAGAAUGUAGUGGCGGGAAUUUUGCUGUGUCAUGGCUUUUUGCCUUGCUAGUAGACAAGGAUGGCUUUUUUGUGUGUGUGUGUGCGUGUGGGGGGGGAUAGGAAAUUGAAGAAGAGUGUCUUCCUCCUCCUCCCACCCCUGAGGCUCAUGUAAGGCUGGUAAUGACCUUUAACCCCCUGGGAACCUCAGUAGGGCACAUUGUCUGAAUGGGUCUUUUGAAAGGCCUAACUGUCUGUGGCUGUGCCCAGACAGUGAGGACAAGGAGGCCCACAGGAAGAUGGGUGAGUUAUCUCCCUGUUUCAAAUGAAAGAGGAGAUAAAACAAUCGUUGACAUCACCGGUAAAACAUGACAGUGGCUUCUGGCUUCGCCUUGUACCUAAUAUCACCCCUUAGCCCUGAUAUAUUUAAAAUGUAGCUCAACCUAUCACAGCCUCUCAUUCUGUUACUAAUUAUGUCAUACAUGACCAUAUGCAAUGGUUAUAGUUUUAACUUAAGGGUCGUUCCGCCUCAAAAAGCACAAGAAAGAGGAUUUAGACACCCACCAACUCCGAUUGUUCUGAAAUAAUUUCUGUAGUUAGUAACAGAUACAUUCCUGAAACAUUAUUUUGUUGAAAUAUAAUUUUAUCUCAGAAAUUAGGCUAAUUGAUUGAACCCAAUUGGCAAUUUAAAUGUAUAGGUUUCAGAUAAUAUUCAAUGAAUGUAGUACCCAAAUACGAUUUGGACCAAACAUCUUCCUAGCAAUGAGUAAGACAUGAGGAAUCCAAAAACAUGGUCAAAAGCCACCCACGGACCCCCCACACCACAUGCCAAUCCCACCCUAACAAUCAGUAUUCAGUAUUAGUUCUCUAUGUUUGACAAGUUGUAUGAAGCUGUGGCUUGGAGUAUUGCUUCUCUGUACUAUGUAAUGUAUUCCCUGUUAAUCUGGUAAUGUUUUUUUGAUAGCAGGAACAUAGCAUUGAUAUUUCAUAUCAAUUUAUGGCCGUGCUUCUACAAAGCAGGGGCAGGCUAUGUAGUGACGCUGCUAGAUAUUCACAGUGUAAUGUAGGAGGCCAACUUCCUGCCAAAAUGUCUACUAGAUGCUCAUGGGAACUGGAAGCGACGGCCAAGGAAUAGGAUGAAUGGUCUUCAAAAAGCAGUUUUUGAAUCUUCAUUCAGAAAAACGAACAGACAAGUACAGUAGGGAUGUAUAGAUAGAUUGAUAGAUCAUUUGUAUGGCUCAUGGUGGAGAAGGCUCGAAAAGCCUUUGCUGGAUCCUAAUUCACUGCCUUUGAAGAAAUACAGUUCAUGUAUUGUACUGUAAGUCUGUGUACAGUACAAUAGCAUAGGGCUUAAUUCAAUCAAACCCACAUUGUAGUAUUUGCUGUAUGCAGUAGCUCUUUUCCUGUGAUAAAAUAAAAUCACUGGAUGGAUUUGGGUACUGUUAAAACCAAUUUUUACUAGUACCAGGUAGACAUCCCUCACAGGUAGAUGCCAAUUCUCAGAUUAAGACGUGUGCUUGUGCAUGCAUGCACACUCGUGUCUGGGCAGUAGUUUGUAAACAAAGGAACUGCUUAAAAAUGGCUACGGCAAUUUAAAACAAUGGCGUAAAACAAUAACUUCAUGGUCCUGCGAGCUUGAUGUUAUCUCACCGCACAAAAACGGCUUAUUUCCCCAUUUUCCCCCCCCCACCGCCCAGAGUGUUACAACAAUCAUCCCAUCCUCCAAUCAACAACCACGCUGUAAUCUACAUUUCUUGACAGCGCCAACUCAUAGUUUCAUAUAAUUCUAAUUUUCAGUGUCUGAUUUAGAUUAUGUUCCCGACUCCCUGUUUUCGCCACGGUCACUGAAGUGCUAGAAUGCUGACUGUCUACCAUUGUGGAGGAGGGGGAGUUUGUACUGUUGGCAAUGUAGUAGUUACUAAAGGCAGGGUAUCAUUUUCCCCUUGCAGGACACGUAUCCUCCCCCUCACCGAUGGCAGCCCCCCCCCCAAAAUACAUCUGUUUCUACGGAGACCAAAUAAAACUGUGUGGUCUGAAUUUGCAUAGCUCCGAAAGCUGUGCUAUUAGAAAUGUUACGAAGCAUGGCCUCAGAAAUGGGGUGCAGCAGUGGUCUAUGGCUCAGUGGUAGAAAGACUCAGAGAGGGCAUUGGAGGACAUCAGAAUGUAUGCCAGUUACUAAACUCUGAGUGUCUGGCUCUGGGUUUACAUAAACAAUGGCUGUCUGCCUUCUAAAAAUACAAUGGAACUGUUAGGCUUAACCUGUGCGCUAUAUUCUGUUUCAUUUAAUCAAAUUGAUUAUUUUCCUAAAACAUUGCAAGAGCAUUCCUCUCAUGGUCAUUCUUUAACACUCAGAAUGUCCUGUCCCCUUCUCUCCUCUCUCCCUGUAUGGUCGUCCUUACAUAAUCCCACCAUUAAUUAUGUCGGCGUCUUAACAAUGUCCGUCCAGCUCCCAGCCCACUCCGACAUGGGAAAAGGCAGUGUGUGCGUGCAAGUGUGAAGUUAGGACGAAUUAGGUCCGUUCUGGGGAAACAUGCUGGAGUCAUUAUCAGCUUGUAAUUGAUGAUUCCGGGUCACUUUUUCCAUCUUUCGCAGCAGCUGCACCUGUUGAGUUUGACUGAGUGAGUAUGUGACUGAAUGUAAUGUGCUCUGUUAGAUAAACAAAUAGCCUGCUCUGUCUGAGCAGUCAAGAUGGCGUCCAAAAGGUGUUACUGUCGGAUAUGGCUUAUGUCUGGUGUAACUGGCGUCACCAGAUUGGUUUUGUAAACACACAGCCAAUGCCAUCUGCAUGCCCAAGCCAAUGUACUCGUAUCAUAUAAUCUUCAAGUUCUGCUGUGUUGCGGACAUCCAUUUUGAAUUGUUAAUGUUUGUUCUGAAUAGGUGGAGUUGGUUUAAGCAUGGUGUUUGCGAGUUGGUGUGGGUUUGAUUCUCACAUGGACCACAUACUGCUGAAUAUGUGUGGUAACUUUGAACUUAUAAAAGCCCCUGUCUUAUGACCAUGUCACAUUAUUAUAUCAGUCCCCCUUUCUCCACCUGUCCAGGUGUGUGCGGUGCGGCGGCAGCAGAGGAUGUUGAAGAACCGUGAGUCGGCCACACUGUCCAGGCUGAGGAGGAAAGAGGCCCAGCAGGCCCUGGAGGCCCGUCUCAAGGGUGCACUGUGUGAGAACCAGAGGCUGCUCCGGGAGAACGGAUCCCUCAGAACCCAGCUGGAGGGACUGCUUACUGAGGUGAGGGACGGCCCGGUUUGAACACCUUCAAAUUGCACCCUUCCUUGAGAAAAUCACAGAUCUAAAACGUAAGAUAAGUGGAAACAAUGGGGUGGAAACCAUGACUUUAUCUUUUCACUCACUUACAUAGCAGUGAUUAUCUUAAGGAAAGGAGGAAGCAGGGUUGCGUUUUGAAGGUAUUUGAACAGUGCCACAGGCUCAGACAGGCACUAAGAGCAGGGAUGUGUUUAAUUCCAGGAAGUUGCUUCGUCCCUUGUACUCUUGAUCACUUUGGGGAUCUGAUAGGACUAGAAAAGUGUCUAGCCCCGUAUAUUUCAGAGGAAUUCAUAGGUGAAGCAUUAAGCAAUAUGGUAGUAGCCCCACCUUGGCCUAUGAUAAGCGAGAGGGGAUUUUUGCCACAUUGUUAACACCUAUCCAAUCCUCUUGGACCUCCGCAAGUGCACAGGGGCGGGGCGCUAAGGGUCGAUUCAUUUUAUUGAAGUAAUCACUGAUCUAGCAUGAUUUGAUAGGUGAACGUUUGUGCCAAUGCAUAGCUUGCGUAGAGCCAGCUAGGUUAAAUCCGUUUUUUGGUCUCUUUCUCCACAGAACACUGUUCUGAAGGUGACGGCUCCAAAGAGACGAGCUGUGUGUCUCAUGGUCGUCCUGGUCUUCUUCGUGCUUAACACUGGUCCCAUAAGGUGAGCACUGGUCACUGGUGUGUGUUUAUGUGUGUGUCACUACAACCCUCCACAACCCCUCAUGCAGUGUCUCACUGUAGUAUCUGUCACAAACAAUGUGUUUGAGUCUCUCUCCUCCAGUUUCCAGACUUAAAUUCAACCACAUUCACAUAUGAUCAUCCAUCCAAAUGAAUGAUCUAUCAAUGGGCGGCUUUUAUGUCAGCCAGUCAGUCAGUCAGCUCUUUGCUAUGUCCAGAUCUCGAUAAUUCACCAACAUGCUGUAUAAAUUAGGCGUUUUCCCCCAAUGUCUUGGAAAAAGUGCCACAUCCCCCCCAAAAAAUUCCCUCAUGAAGGAAGGCUUCGGAAAGUUGGAUGAGAGUCGGGAGAGGAGAAGGGCUUCGAGUUUUCCAUACGCUCAAGCUUCCCAGAAUUAGGAAUGUGGGAGCGUUGCUUCCCUUCCACGCCGGCCGGCCGGUUUGGAGACACAGCCUGGACAUCAGCUUAUUUAUUUCUACACUCUAAAUGUAUUAUAUCACUCCGUUCUGAAUGGACAUGUCCCUUUAAAUCCUCUCACAAGUAUUUGUUCAAUAAACCCUGGCCAGGAGCUGAGUGAACGUUCGCUAAUGUUUCCGGCUCAUGGUGAGACUAGUUUAAUAAAAACAACACCAGUAUUUCCAGUCAUAGCUUAAAUCAUCAUCAAAUGUUUUUUCAAUGAAUAAGGUCCUGCUGCUGAGUUUAUAUUUUGUCACUCACACGUUUGGUUUAAUUUGCAGGCAUUUGAAGGGUGUAAGGUUUUUUGUAACUGUUUUAAUUUGAUACUACUGCACAACUUGUCCAUAUAAGGAGCCCAUAGACGUGUGUCUUUGUGUUGAGCGCUUCUCUCAGGUCUUUACAGGGUCUGGUAUUGUUUGGGCUCAAGUAGGAGACCACACAGUGUUAUCCUCUUCUCUCUCUCUUUCGCUGUGUGUGUGUGUGUGUUUGUGUGUUUUAGCCAAGAGUGCCAUCCCUCUCCUAAGCCACAUGAAGCUCUUUGUGGUUUUCAGUCUGUUGUCUGGCCACAAUGACCAAUCCUCUGCUUCCUGAUCUGUUGUUGAGAUCAAUCUUCCUCUUGUCUUCAUCGCCCAACUUUGUUGUUUCAUGCUUGUGUAGGCAUUUUGACCAUUUUGAUAAAAAGUUUGACUUCUUUAGGAAAAAUGUUUGAAGAGCCUUUAUGGAUUCAUAACAAAUUAAACACUACCAUCAAAUUGUCAAAUUGAAAACAGUUUUCAACCACUGUGUGUGUGUUUUUGUGUGACCGAUUCACUACAGAACGUUCCUGUCCUUAAAGGGAAAUACUUUAAAGUCUCUAAUGCUCUAAUAAUGUUCUAAUCAAUGUGUGUGUGUUAGUCCAUAUUGUUCUUGCUGUGUUUGGCCUGGCUUAUGUAACUGAAGGCCUUGCCCUGUCCCUCUGGUCUCAGUGUGUGGGAGUCAGAGCCCAGCAACUUCAGCCUGUCCACUGGGAAGCCACAAAGCAGCCGACAUCUGCUCAGCUUCUCCCCUGACCAACAACUGAGGAGUGGGGAGGAAACACCAGCCCCCCAGUCCCCACUGGAGCCCCUGGAUGCCCAGUACCCACAAUCCCACCAAUCCCAGGACAGGUAAUUAACACAACAUGAACAUGAGGGUUUCCUGACCCAAUAUACUUAUAAUACUGUUUAUACAUAUGUUCUCUCUAAAAAUAUACAGUAUGUGUGCAUGCACGUACACACACACACACACACACACACACACACACACACACACUAUUGUUCCCAGGAGUUUAUUUUAAUUUUUCGUUAGUGUUUUAGUUUGUUUCCUUUGAAUUGCUUCUAAAUGCGGUCUGCUGCCAUGACAAACUGAUUCAUUAUCGGUUUGUCUUGGACAUCUGUCACUGUCAUUUCCUGCCCACAAUGAUUUAAAAACCUAAUCUAUAACAAUUUGUUCCACUCACAGUCUCACACCAGGUGGUUCCUUCUCAUAUAAGGAUAAGUAAAACCAAAGAACCAUUAGCACAGCACUCUAGCCCUAUAGGAAACGUGAUGCACCGUUAUGUAUCAACGAGAACCAAUGGUUUCUGCUAAGUCUCUCACUGACUUGUGAUUGUACCUCAGUGUUCUGGCAGAGCCUGUCUCGAGACACUCGUUUCCCAGAGCCUGAAGAAUGACUUAAGGAAAUAGAUGGGAUGCGCUUACUGUACGGGAAUGUAAAUUACUGUAAUCAUAUGUCUGGGGUACACCCUAGACUCGUUAAUUCAUUGGAGAGGGACCCAGUUUUCAGAAGUACUUUGCUGUUUUUAUGGACUAACGGAAAAUCAACUAGAGGUGUGAGGUUGCAUAAGUGUUUUCAGUGUUCAGGUACUCUUUACAAAUGACAAUUAUCUCACAAUUCACGUAAUCUUGGUUCCCAGAAUAACAAAAUCUUGCAUGCACCCUGACAGGAAUUACACUAUUUACACACCAUCGGCCAGAUCACGCGCAAUAAAAGAGUUUAGAUUGAUAGGCUUUAAAGCUGGAAUUCUUAAUUGGUGAAACUUCCAUGUCCGUUAGGGAUAUUACAACAACAAAGUAGUUACUGCAAAAGUAGUUACAUGCCAUGAGGAUGAGAGGAAAUGUUGUAGUUUUAAAGCAAAUUUCCUGCAAUUCUACAAAUUUUUCCAUUGUUUCUAAAAUAGAUGUUAAAGAAAUUGUUUGGAGGGACAAAUCGACCUGUGGCAAUUUCGCCUAUGCUUUAAAGCUACAUCUUUGUCUUGGAAAAAUGCUCACGAACCAGGAAUAAGAUUUGUAAAAAAAAGAAUCAUGCUGAAUUGAAGAAAAGUGGGUACACUCAAGUGUUUUACCAGGCUUCUGGAGUAGAAUCAGAUGCAUCCAAGAGCACUUCAUUCUGUCCAAAAAAAAAAGAACUGUAGAGGGGUUUGGUCUGUUGUUUCUGUUUGAAUAAGCGUCUAUUUCCAGCCCUUCUUUUUUUGAGGGGAAUGGAGAGAUUGUUCAUUUUAUCUUGGUGAUAAUAUUUACAUCCUGUUAUACAGGACUCACAUAUGUUUACCUUAUUUAGACACAUCAUUCUGUGGUGAAAAAUCUGUGGGUUGAAUUGGAGUGUUACAAGCAGAGCACAAUAAAAUAGUAUUACAAGGGGUGUGUCUUUUUAGUGACCAGUUUAAUUUGACAGUCACCACUGGUCGUCCCCACCCUAUUGUGGCCUUCUGAUCUGGAGCCCAAGGCUCAUCUGGUUAACAGUUUUUGAAAUGGAACAGACCAUUUAUCAAACUAUUCCCAGGAGACAUCCAGUCCAACGUCUCCUGCUGUGUGCGUGAAGAAGAGAGGUCACUGGCUCUGCAGGUUAUUUUUGCAGGUCACUGCGUAAAACUCAACUUAACCCCCUUCAUUAACUUAUGACCUAAUUCAUCAACUGAGGGGAAAUUUUUGGCUAUCGAGUCAUCUGCAGAGUUGUUUGUUCCAGAUGUGAAUCAGCUGCUCGUUUAGAACUGAUGAACACAGGGCCUCCCGAGUGGCGCAGCGGUCUAAGGCACUGCAUCGCAGUGCUAGAGGUGUCACUACAGACCUGGGUUCGAUCCCAGGCUGUCACAGCCAGCCACGACCGGGAGACCCAUGAGACGGCGCGCAAUUGGCCCAGCGUCGUCCGGGUUAGGGGAGGGUUUGGCCGGCCGGGGCGCACGCACGCUGACUUCGGUCGCCAGCUGUACAGUGUUUCCUCCGACACAUUGGUGCGGUUGGCUUCCGUGUUAAGUGAGCAGUGUGUCAAGAAGCAGUGCGGCUUGGCGGGGUCGUGUUUCAGAGGACGCAUGGCUCUCGACCUUUGCCUCUCCCGAGUCCAUAUGGGAGUUGCAGCGAUGGGACAAGACUGUAACUACCAAAUAAUUGAUGAACACCUGGGAUGGCCAGAGUAAGUAACUGAUUAUUCCGGUUAAUAUUCCAGUCCUUAGGCCACAAGGAAAAGCCACAGCAUACACCAGCAUAUCAGCAGCUGGAUCACAACGAGAUCACAACGAGGGGGGGUGAAUGUGUUGUCGGUGUUGAUUAAUCUCUCUCUCUCUCUCUCUCUCUCUCCUCUCUCCCUCAACAAUAAAGCUCAACCGAGCGAAGAGAGAAGAGGAGAAGCGAGAAGAGGCGAGACACACCGAAAAGAACGAGAGCAGAGAACGAAAAGCAAGACCAGAGAACCAAGAGAACAAAAGAAGAGAGAGAAGCAAAGAGAGAGAGGAGAGAGAGAGAGAGAGAGAGCGGAGAGAGAGAAAAAGAGAGUAGAAAAGAAAAGAAAGAGAAGAGAGAGGAAACUCAACUACCUCUCGCUUCCUUCACAAACCUUACCUCUACUACUAUCCCUAACACACAUCCUCCUCUCUCCCCUCACCUCACUCUCUCUCUCCCCCCUCACCUAUCUCUAUCCUUCUCCUCUCCUCUCUCUCUCUCUCUCCCCUCACCUCUCUCUCCCCUCUCUGUGCAGUAGGUGGGAGGAUUAUACUCCAGAGGAGAUGGCUCUAGCUGUGGUCAAGAAGGAGCCUCUCCUGUUUGGGUCACCCUCCUCGCCCCCCUGCCAAUCCCACUCUCCUGUCUCUAGGUCCAAGUCCCUCCGGUCAGUACUAACCAAGUCCAUCUGAUUAGUAGCCUACUAACAGCCGAGAAUUUGGUUCUACUUAGCCUCAAUCUUCCAGCCUUCUUGUCUCGAUCACCAGUAUGGAAGCAAGAUUAGAACAUCUGGCUACAUAAGACUAGUGUACCUCGAUUUCAGAAUUAUAAUUCCAUAUUGAAUUCACUGUAUUACCUACCUGAAUUGAGUAUAAAUGAGUCCACUCAGUACUCUGUAGAAGCUAGCCUUUGUCUUUCUCAUUGCUAACUAGACACUAAUGUGUGAUCCAUGUUGGCUGCUCAUCAAACCAAACUGUUCACCAGUCGUUUUGACGCCGUCACAGUGGACUGAAAAGGUGUCUGGAACUGUGAAACUCACUCAAUCUUCAAUCCAUCGUCAUUUGAGAGGGAUGAGGUUCAUAUGAAAGCUAGCAGCUGCCUUCAACAGUUCUUACAUUGAAGUUAAUAAAGUAUGACUUCUAACGGAAUAUUCCUCCUUCCCCUAUAAUCCAGUCUGGCUCAGAACUUGCGAGGCUGGGUUCAUCGACACGAAGAGGAGAGGACCAAGUCCACACGUUCAACCACUGAUCAGUCCAGACAUACAACAACUGAUCAGCACACAACCAAAACUGUCCUGGUAGGUUAGACACUCUUCUAUGACCUGCUUGCCUACAAAACAGCGAAAAAGCUAUACUAACCAGGUCAUUGGUUUUCCCUGGUCAGGUCCCAUGGCCCUAAUAGUGAGAUGUUUUAAAGUGUGAUCAAAUGUCCGUAAUGGUCAUUGCAAUUUUUUUGGACAGGUUAUUAAGCAGUACCUCAGAGGAUAUUUAAACUGUCAGUACGUAGGCCGAUGUCUACUCCAAUAGAGGUUUCAGGUUUCAGGCGCGUGUCAAGACAGCUCUCCAUGAUGACUCAUUUAGGAGAGCUGCCACAGGAACAUAAACAGUUUAGUGAGAAUGUGUAUCUUUCUUGCUAUGAGGUCACAGCUGCCGUCAUCUGACUCAAUUUGGCUAAUAGCUAAAUAUUUAUGUUUUUGUUAUAGGUAACACUGAAAUUGAAUUUACGGUUAUAAAGCCUUUCUUGUGUUAGAUCCUGAUAUUAGUUGAUGGCAUUUUACUUGUUUUUGCUAUAACACUUUUUUGGGGCCGAGGCUGCGUAUUCGUAGGUAACCGUCACGCCCCCGUCACCACCCCGCCCCCCCUGGAUCCCUUUUCCACAGAGCUGAAGAUCCAAAUCACGUUCUGUGCAUGUGUUUCUUUACGCACACAUUUUUGUUGUCACCCUCCCUUCACAUUUCUCACUGUCAAUCUUGAAUUAUAAUUCUUCAUGUUUACCAGUGGAACAUCCAAGAAGCAUCUGCAUACCAACCAUUUGAUCCCAAUCAGUUUCAUGGGGAUAUGCAUUUAGAUAUUCUUGAGUUAUACAGUGUUGUUUCAAGUAGCCUACAGUGUUUUGAAUUAUGUAGUGAGCGAAUUGCAGAACAGAUGGUGUUAACAAACUGUAGCAUAGCCUGCCUGUGCUUUGUUUCAAUCAAAGCACAUAUUUUGUUUAGUGGCACGCUGUUGAGUUAUGGCCACAUGAGAGACAAAUGCGACCAUUCGCACAAUCAUCCAAAAAAUCUCAUAAGAAAUGAGGUGGUGUUUUGUUUUACAGUAACGUUAUACUAUGCUAUAAUAUUUGGUUCUUUUAUGUAGAACACUAUCAUUAUGUGACCUUGCAGACAUUGAUUCAGCUUUGAUCUAAUGUUAUUAAAACAACCAUUAUUCGCUAGAGUAGCCAGUUCUCUAUGAGCAGAGACCACUGCCAUAAAGUAGAGAAUCCCGCACGUGCAGAAGUUUCGCGACCUUAAGCUGUCAGGAACAAGGGUCCAGAAAAGUUGGAUCCACAGCCACUCCGUAUUUUGUUAUGACAUCUGUUAUGUGCCAUCUAUGACAGCCUAAAUAGAGAGGUUUGAAGACUGGGUGCUAUAGACCGUAUUAUUGUUUUAGACUGACUUCCAUUUGAACCCAGUGAGUCAAGUAUGCUGCUUCAGAAGGUGAGGAGCCCAAAUCAUUAAAUCAGUUUUACAGGCUCCUUCAGCCGGUUUACAUUAUUAUACAGACUGAGCUGCCGGAGAGGACCGGGAUCUAUAAAGGAGCUAUAUAGCUCCGCAAAUGUAGUCCUAAAAAGUUGGUCCCACUUAGAAACAAAAUAAUGUGAAUUUGAGUGCUUGGCUGUUUUAACCCUUUACGCUAGUGGGAAUUGGCCUAUAUGGAUGGGGUUAAAUUGAAAUGUUUCUUACAGAAGAAAUAUGAAAUGCAUAUGCAUAACCAUGGUAGCAAUUGAAAGGGAGCAGUUUUGAGAUUUUAUUAGACCAAAGGUGAGGACACAACAGUUCACAUGACACAAGAUUGAAUGUAAACAUUAAACUGUUGAUUUUAUGUGCAUUUUACAUUUACUGUACUUUUCUCCACAUUUGUUGAUAACGAAAUCUGAAAAUACUCUGAAUACAUUCAGUAACAUAAGAAUAUUCCUGGAAAAUGUGUUGUAGGUGCAACAUAAGCUUGUUCUAUUGCCAACAUGACUAGCUAAGUUAUAAAAUAUGAUAUUACAGUGGUAGGCUUUCACACAAUUCAGGGAAACGGAUCGUAAUGUUGGUGUGCAUAGAAAGGAUUACAGUAGACAAACAGGCUCAUUCUGUUCAGAACAACCCAGGGUAUGACACCAUGUCAUCUUGUAACUGUACAUCAAACAUAAUGAUCAUAAACGUUGACACUGUACAUGACAUGACAUUUAUUUACAUUUACAUCAUUUACCAGACGCUCUUAUCCAGUAUUUGUCUAAUUUUUAUAUUUUUUCUUAUUUUUAGAGUAUAUUUUAAUUUUUCAUUUGUUUUAUAUAUAUAUAUAUAUAUUUUUUUUUUUUUCUUUUUUUUUUUAUUGGUAUGUAUUUAUUUUUUUGGGGGGUGGGUAGAAGGAUUACUUUUAUACUAUCCCAGGUAUUCCUUAAAGAGGUAAGGUUUCAAGUGUCUCCGGAAGGUGGUCAGUGACUCCGCUGUCCUGGCGUCGUGAGGGAGCUUGUUCCACCAUUGGGGUGCCAGAGCAGCGAACAGUUUUGACUGGGCUGAGCGGGAACUGUGCUUCCGCAGAGGUAGGGGGACCAGCAGGCCAGAGGUGAAAGAACGCAAUGCGCUCGUUUGGGUGUAGGGACUGAUCAGAGCCUAAAGGUAAGGAGGUGCCGUUCCCCUCACAGCUCCGUAGGCAAGCACCAUGGUCUUGUAGCAGAUGCGAGCUUCAACUGGAAGCCAGUGGAGUGUGCGGAGGAGCGGGGUGACGUGAGAGAACUUGGGAAGGUUUAACACCAGACGGGCUGCAGCGUUCUGGAUGAGUUGUACAGGUUUAAUGGCACAGGCAGGGAGGCCAGCCAACAGCGAGUUGCAGUAAUCCAGACGGGAGAUGACAAGGGCCUGGAUUAGGACCUGUUCUGCUUCCUGUGUAAGGUAGGGUCGUACUCUGUGAAUGUUGUAGAGCAUGAACCUACAGGAUCGGGUCACCGCUUUGAUGUUAGCGGAGAACGACAGGGUGUUGUCCAGGGUCACGCCAAGGUUCUUUGCACUCAGGGAGGAGGACACAACGGAGUUGUCAACUGUGAUGGCGAGAACAUGAAGCGGGCAGUCCUUCCCCGGGAGGAAGAGCAGCUCCGUCUUGCCGAGGUUCAGCUUGAGGUGGUGAUCCGACAUCCACACUGAAAUGUCUGCCAGACAUGCAGAGAUGCGAUUCGCCACCUGGUUAUCAGAAGGGGGAAAGGAGAAGAUUAAUUGAGUGUCGUCUGCGUAGCAAUGAUAGGAGAGACCAUGUAAGGAUAUGACAGAGCCAAGUGACUUGGUGUAUAGAGAGGAUAGGAGAGGGCCUAGAACUGAGCCCAGGGGGACACCAGUGGUGAGAGCACAUGGUGCGGAGACAGAUUCUCGCCACGCCACCUGGUAGGAGCGACCUGUCAGGUAGGACGCAAUCCAAGAGUGAGCCGCGCCGGAGACGCCCAACUCAGAGAGGGUGGAGGAGGAUCUGAUGGUUCACAGUAUCAAAGGCAGCAGAUAGGUAUAGAAGGAUGAGAGCAGAGGAGAGAGUUAGCUUUAGCAGUGCGGAGAGCCUCCGUGACACAGAGAAGAGCAGUCUCAGUUGAAUUACCAGUCUUGAAACCUGACUGGUUUGGAUCAAGAAGGUCAUUCUGAGAGAGAUAGCAGGAGAGUUGGCUAUAGACAGCACGCUCAAGAGUUUUGGAGAGAAAAGAAAGAAGGGAUACUGGUCUGUAGUUGUUGACAUCGGAGGGAUCGAGUGUAGGUUUUUUGAGGAGGGGUGCAACUCUCGCUUUCUUGAAGAUGGAAGGGACAUAGCCAGCGGACAAGGAUGAGUUGAUGAGCGAGGUGAGGUAGGGGAGAAGGUCUCCGGAAAUGGUCUGGAGAAGAGAGGAGGGGAUAGGGUCAAGCGGGCAGGUUGUUGGGCGGCCGGCCAUCACAAAUCGCAAGAUUUUAUCUGGAGAGAGAGGGGAGAAAGAAGUCAAAGCAUAGGGUAGGGCAGUGUGAGCAGGACCAGCGGUGUCAUUUGACUUAAUAAAUUAGGAUCGGAUGUCGUCAACCUUCUUUUCAAAAUGGUUGACGAAGUCAUCCACAGAGAGGGAGGAGGGAGGGGGAGGAGGAGGAGGAUUCAGCAGGGAGGAGAAGGUGGCAAAGAGCUUCCUAGGGUUAGAGGCAGAGGCUUGAAAUGUACAGUGGUAGAAAGUGGCUUUAGCAGCAGAAACGGAGGAAGAGAAUGUAGAGAGGAGGGAGUGGAAAGAUGACAGGUCCGCAGGGAGUCUAGUUUUCCUCCAUUUCCGCUCGGCUGCCCGGAGCUCUGUUCUGUGAGCUCGCAAUGAAUCGUCAAGCCAUGGAGCAGGAGGGGAGGACUGAGCUGGCCGGGAGGAUAGGGGACAUAGAGAGUCAAAAGAUUCAGAGAGGGAGGAGAGGAGGCAGAAUCAGGAGAUUGGAGGGAGAAGGAUUUAGCAGAGGGAAGAGAUGAUAGGAUGGAAGAGGAGAGAGUAGCGGGAGAGAGAGGGCGAAGGUUGCGACGGCACAUUACCAUCUGAGAAGGGGCAGUGAGUAGUGUUGGAGGAGAGCGAGAGAGAAAAGGAUACGAAGUAGUGGUCGGAGACUUGGAGGGGAGUUGCAGUGAGAUUAGUAGAAGAACAGCAUCUAGUAAAGAUGAGGUCAAACGUAUUGCCUGCCUUGUGAGUAGGGGGGGACGGUGUGAGGGUGAGGUCAAAAGAGGAAAGGAGUGGAAAGAAGGAGGCAGAGAGAAAUGAGUCAAAGUAUUUUAUGAUAUGGAAAAGUGCACAUUUGGACUCAAGGGUGUUUGGCUCACUUGUAUGACAUCAAAGCAGUAUUUAUUAUAAUCCUCAAUGUCUCAUCUUUCAAAAUACACCGGGUCCUCUUAAUUUACAGCAUUUCCCUCACUCAAGUCAACAAAAAAUGUGCUAAAGUUGCUCAAUCACCGGGAGGGAUGGGGGCACUUCUUGUUGCGCUCGGUGCUCAAGCUCAGAACAGCUGUCAGUCAAAACCUAAACAGCGCUGUGAAGAUCUGAGCCUGAGCUCUGAAGUCAUGUAUAGCAUGUUACUGUACAGCCACUGCGUUUCAAUUUAGCCGUUUUCGGUUACGAGUGUAAAGGGUUAACAUUGGUUGAGAGAGUUCACAUAAAGCUUUUAACCAUGUCUUCAUACAGUGUGCGCUGCACAAAACUGCCCUUUGUUACUGUAUGCACCACUUACUGUAGAGAAAAACAUACUAGGGAAGACACCCAAAGAAAUGCUGCCACUAACAUUAGUUGACAUGGGACGCAAAUGAUAACCAGAUCAAAUACAAACUCAGACGGCUGAUUCAGAUUUAGCUUGCUUUAGACACUUACAAUAGUCUAUCCACUCAGAAAUCGACUGCUUGGAAUUUUGAUUUUGGGAAGAUUCCAAAUGUUUCUAGCUUCCUGUGUAAGAUAUAUUUAAGGGGGUCGCCUAAUUGGAAGUGGGGGUUUUCCACUGUUAAUGACACCCUCUGGGUCUUGCAGGAAGUUGAGUGAAUUCUCUGUGAUGAUCGUCGUGGUAGGUAGAAGGAGGGAGAGGAUAUAAAGCUGUGAAUGUUUUAUAAAGUUGGAGUUGUACAGCGUUUCAUGCUCAAGGCUAAGACCUCUCACAAACAGAUGGAAACUGGGAGCAGACCGUUCCAAACUAUUUACAGGCACUACUACCACCAUCUCUCCCAUGCACGUAACCCCCAGGGCUAGACCUGGACUCAGCCUUUCUUCUCACUGGCUGUGUCUCACAUGAAACGCUACUCACAAGGAAGUGCACUACUUUUGACUAGAGCCCUGUUGCAUUGGUUACAUACAGUGUGAGUGAUCAACUCUUCUCAAGGUACUCUUUUAUACGACUCAGAUAAAUACAUUUCCUACGGUACUUCUUUGGAUGUGUUUAAACGUUAAACUCUUCCAGACUUUCCUGUCCUUUGGAAAACCCCUAUGCAUUUUCCUCUAUCUGUAGCAGAACGAACUGAAAAGAGGUAGAGACCUGUGAUUUCUCCGACCUGGAGAUUUGAUCUAUCCUAGUUUUGCAGAAUAUUGGCACCUCCUUAGCGCUUUGACCUCAUGCUCUUUCUUCUGGGUUCCCACGUUGAACCUACAGCAUAAUUUGAUGAGAAGAAGCUAGAAGACUCAUAGGGCUGACUAUUUCAUUCCAGUAAAGCGCAGGGCAGAGGUUGAACCCCAGACUGUAAGUUUAUUACAGUGCAGCUGAAAAACCCCACUGAGCUCCAUGAAACGCACGGUGAAGCACAGGCUUGGAGAGCCCUCUACGCGUUGGACGAACCCAUCUGUAACUCUCUCUCUCUCCAUCCUCACCAACCUGCUGUGUGGAAAGACAAGAAGGGACAAAGUGGAGAUAAUGUUUGUUGUUGUCAUAUUUCCUGUGAUAUCACUUUAAAUAUUAGACUAGAGUGUCUUACCAGGUCAGGCCGGAUUCGUUGCGGAGCGGGUCUUGAAAACCGCCUCACUCCACUCUUCUAGUCCCACAGGAAUGAGGCUAGCACGCAUAGUUUGAGGAGGGAUAUUUCAGGUGAAAAGGGAAUUAAAUCUACGGUACAGACUGUACAUCAUACAGGCAGGCUGAAUACCAAACUCAAGCUGUUCAUGAGUAAUGCCACUGUCUCAGAUUCUGCAGUGAAAGCAAAUCAAAUGUUAUUUGUCACAUGCGCCGAACAGGUGUAGACCUUACCGUGAAAUACUUACUUCCAAGCCCUUAACCAACAAUGCAGUUUUAAGAAAAUAGAUUUAAGAAAAUAUUUACUAAAUAAACUAAAAGUCAAAAAUGUAAUCAAAAAAGUAACACAAUAAAAUAACAAUAACUAGGCUAUAUACAGGGGGUACCAGUACCGAGUCAAUGUGCGGGGGUACAGGUUAGUCGAGGUAAUUUGUACAUGUAGGUAGGGGUAAAGUGACUAUGCAUAGCUGAUUUCUAUUUUGUACUGGAGUGACGUUUUUGGUUUGCUAUGGUGUGCGUGUCGAAAUAUGUCUGCGUUUGGUUUAUCUUGACCUCUCGGUCUCUGUGGAGAGUAUGUCCUGAAUGGAGAAACUUGGCACAGAAAAAGUGAUCUGUUUCUAUCGGUCUCUGUAUCGCACAUCUGUGUGUGAGACUGAUUUCGAUAGCACCUAACUGGCUGAAUGAUGAAGAGAGUUGGACGAGCGUCUUCUAGAUUUACCAUCACUUGCCUCUCUAUUUCUUUUUGGUACAGAGCAGAUAACCCAGUUAGAUAUGAAAGUCUAGUCACUCCUGCUUAGUCACUUUACCCCUGUCUACAUGUGCAGAUAGUGAGCUCCAAAAGUGUUGGGACAGUGACACAUUUGUUGUUGUUUUGGCUCUGUACUCCAGCACUAUACAAUGACUAUGAGGUUAAAGUGCAGACUGACAACUUUAAUUUGAGGGUUUUUUCAUCCGUAUCGUAGUCAAAGUAGUCAAAAGUUUAGUAUGUGGUCCCAUAUUCCUAGCACGCAAUGAUUACAUCAAGCUUGUGACUCUACAAACUUGUUGGACGCAUUUGCUGUUUGUUUUGGUUAAGAAUAGAAUAUGUUUCUAAACACUUCUACAUUAAUGUGGAUGCUACCAUGAUUACGGAUAGUCCUGAAUGAAUAGUGAAUAAUGAUGAAAGAGAAAGUUAGACGCACAAAUAUUAUACCCCCAAGACAUGUUUUUGAGGGUAUGAUAUUUGUGCGUCUGUAACUUUCACACUCAUCAUUAUUCACUAUUUAUUCAGGACUAUCCGUAAUCAUGGUAGCAUGCAUCCACAUGAAUGUAGAAGUGUUUAGAAACAUAUUAUAUUCUUAACCAAAACAAACAGCAAAUGCGUCCAACAAGUUUGUAGAGUCACAAGCUUGAUGUAAUCAUUGCGUGCUAGGAAUAUGGGACCACAUGCUAAACUUUUGACUACUUUGACUACGAUAUGGAUACUUUAAUACACAUACAGUACCAGUCAAUACCUGGAAUGCAUUUCAAUUAACAGGUGUUCCUUUGUUAAAAAUUAAUGCGUUAGAGCCAAUCAGUUGUGUUGUGACAAGAUAGGGGGGGUAUAUCAUUACUUUAUGACAUGAAGGUCAGUCAAUCCGGAAAAUGUCAAGAACUUUGAAAGUUUCUUCCAGUGCAGUCGCAAAAACCAUCAAGCGCUAUGAUGAAACUGGUGAUCAUGAGGACCGCCACAGGAAAGGAAUACCCAGAGUUACCUCUGCUGCAGAGGAUAAGUUCAUUACAUUUACGUCAUUUAGCAGACGCUCUUAUCCAGAGCGACUUACAGUUAGUGAAUACAUUAUUUUUAUUUUUUAUUUUUCAUACUGCCCCCCCCCCUGGGAAUCGAACCCACAACCCUGGCGUUGCAAACGCCAUGCUCUACCAACUGAGCUACAUCCCUGCCGGCCAUUCCCUCCCCUACCCUGGACGACGCUGGGCCAAUUGUGCGCUGCCCCAUGGGUCUCCCGGUCACGGCCGGCUACGACAGAGCCUGGAUUCAAACCAGGAUCUCUAGUGGUACAGCUAGCACUGCGAUGCAGUGCCUUAGACCACUGUGCCACUCGGGAGACAUUAGAGUUAACAGCCUCAGAAAUUGCAGCCCAAAUAAAUUAUUCACAGAGUUAGUCACAGACACAUCUCAACAUCAACUGUUCAGAGGGGACUGUGUGAAUCAGGCCUUCAUGGUCGAAUUGCUGCAAAGAAACCACUACUAAAGGACACCAAUAAGAAGAAGAGACCUGCUUGGGCCAAGAAACACGAGCAAUGGACAUUAGACCAGUGGAAAUGUGUCCUUUAGUCUGGAGUCCAAAUUGGAGAUUUUUGGUUCCAACCGCUGUGUCUUUGUGAGACGUGGUGUGGGUGAACGGAGGAUCUCCGCAUGUGUAGUUCCCAUCGUAAAGCAUGGAGGAGGAGGUGUUAUGGUGUGGUGGUGCUUUGCUGGUGACACUGUUUGUGAUUUAUUUAGAAUUCAAGGCACACUUAACCAGUAUGGUACCACAGCAUUCACAAGCCAUACGCCAUCCCAUCUGGUUGGGCCUUAGUGGGACUAUCAUUUGCUUUUCAACAGAACAAUGACCCAACACACCUCCAAGCUGUGUAAGGUCUAUUUACCAAGAAGGAGAGUGAUGGAGUGCUGCAUCAGAUGACCUGGCCUCCACAAUCCCCCGACCUCAACCCAAUUGAGAUGGUUUGGGAUGAGUCAGACAGCAGAGUGAAGGAAAAGCAGCCAACAAGUGCUCAGCAUAUAUGGGAACUCCUUCAAGACUGUUGGAAAAGCAUUCCAGGUGAAGCUGGUUGAGAGAAUGCCAAGAGUGUGCAAAGCUGUCAUUAAGGCAAAGGGUGGCUAUUUGAAGAAUCUCAAAUAUAAAAUAUGUUUUGAUUUGUUCAACACUUUUUUGGUUACUACAUGAUUCCAUAUGUGUUAUUUCAUAGUUUUGAUGUCUUCACUAUUAUUCUACAAUGUAGAAAAUAGUAAAAAUAAAGAAAAAGCCUUACAUGAGUAGGUGUGUCCAAACUUUGGACUGGUACUGUAAGUGAAUUUGUCCCAAUACCUUUGGUCCCCUAAAAUGGGGGGAAAACGGUUCACCUGAUAUGGAUGAAAUUACCCUCAAAUUAAAGCGGACAGUCUGCACUUUAACCUCAUAGUCAUUGUAUCUGUCACGCGGGUCGAUGUCGUCCAAGUAUGACCAAGGCGCAGCGUGUCCAAGAAACAUGACUUUAUUUAUUCAAAAGUCUGGAACAAAACAACAAAACACGACCGAUACGUGAAGUCCUCUGCAACACUGACAGAACUAAGAACAAAAACCCACAACUCCCACAAGAAAACAUACAGAAUAAAUAUGGCUCCCAAUCAGAGAUAACGAGCCGACAGCUGACACUCGUUACCUCCGAUUGGGAGUCAAUGACCAAACCUAGAAAUACAACCAACAGAAAGGCAAACCUAGAAAUACAAAACCAAAACCCAACAAAUCAAAAUACACCCUGGCUCAAAUACAAAAGUCCCAGAGCCAGAGUGUCACAGUACCCCCCCCUAAAGGUGCGCACUCCGGGCGCACCAGCAUACAGUCUAGGGGAGGGUCUGGGUGGGCGUCUGUCCACGGUGGCGGUUCUGGCCCUGGUCGUGGUCCCCACCCCACCUUAGUCACUAUCCGCUUCCGUAGCCUCCUCCACAUGACCACCCCCCAACUACACCCCACUGGAUUAAGGGGCGGCACCGGACUAAAGGGCAGCACCGGACUAAGGGGCAGAACCAGGAUAAGGGGCAGCACCAGGCUAAGGGACAGCACCGGACUCAAUGGCGGAUCCUGGCUGGCUGGCUCUGGCGGGUCCUGGCUGGACGGCUCUGGCGGAUCCUGGCUGGACGGCUCAUGGCUGGCUGAAGGAUCUGGCUGCUCAUGGCUGGCUGACGGAUCUGGCUGCUCAUGGCUGGCUGACGGAUCUGGCUGCUCAUGGCUGGCCGACGGAUCUGGCUGCUCAUGGCUGGCUGAAGGAUCUGGCUGCUCAUGGCUGACUGACGGAUCUGGCUGCUCAUGGCUGGCUGACGGAUCUGGCUGCUCAUGGCUGGCGGAAGGCUCUGGCUGAUCCUGUCUGGCGGAAGGCUCUGGCUGAUCCUGUCUGGCGGAAGGCUCUGGCUGAUCCUGUCUGGCGGAAGGCUCUAGCGGCUCCGGUCUGGCGGACGGCUCUGAAGGCUCAUGGCAGACGGGCGGCUUAAGCGCCUUUGGGCCGACGGGCAGUUCAGGCCCCGUUGGGCAGACGGCAGACUCUGGCCGUCUGAGGCGCACCGUAGGCCUGGUGCGUGGUGCCGGAACUGGAGGUACCGGGCUGAGGACACGCAUCUCAGGGCUAGUGCGGGGAGAAGCAACAGGGUAUGCUGGACCCUGGGGACGCACAUAAGGGCUAGUACGGAGAGCCGGAACAGGGCAUGCUGGACCCUGGGGACUCACAUAACGCCUAGUGCGGAGAGCCGGAACAGGGCAUGCUGGACCCUGGGGACUCACAUAGCGCCUAGUGCGGGGAGAAGGAACAGGGCAUGCUGGACCCUGGGGACUCACAUAAGGCCUAGUGCGGAGAGCCGGAACAGGGCAUGCUGGACCCUGGGGACUCACAUAACGCCUAGUGCGGAGAGCCGGAACAGGGCAUGCUGGACCCUGGGGACGCACAUAAGGGCUAGUGCGGAGAGCAGCAACAGGACGCCCAGGACUCGGGGAACACACAGGAGGCUUGGUGCGUGGUGUAGGCACUGGUGGUACUGGGCUGGAGCGGGGAGGUGGCGCCGGAAAUACCGGACCGUGCAGGCGUACUGGCCCCCUUGAGCACUGAGCCUGCCCAACCUUACCCGGCUUGAUGCUCCCCGUCGCCCGACCAGUACGGGGAGGUGGAAUAACCCGCACCGGCCUAUGUGGGCGAACCGGGAACACCAUGCGUAAGGCUGGUGCCAUGUACGCCGGCCCGAGAAGACGCACUGGUGGCCUGAUGCGUUGGGCCGGCUUCAUGACAUCCGGCUCAACGCUCAAUCUAGCCCGGCCGAUACGUGGAGCUGGAAUGUGUCGAACCGGGCUAUGCCUGCGUACAGGAGACACCAUGCGCUCUACUGCGUAACACGGUGUCUGCCCGUACUCUCGCUCUCCACGGUAAGUCCAGGGAGUAGGCGCAGGUCUCCUACCUGACUUCGCCACACUCCCUUUAAGCCCCCCCCCCAAGAAAUUUUUGGGUAGUACCCACGGGCUUCCAGCCUUGACUCCGUGCUGCCUCCUCAUACCGCCUCCUCUCGGCUUUAGCUGCCUCCAGCUCUUCACGAGGGCGGCGAUAUUCUCCCGGUUGUGCCCAAGGACCCUUUCCAUCCAGUAUCUCCUCCCAAGUCCAUGAAUCCUUGAUAGGCGUCCAUAAAUCCUGUUGCCGCUUGACACGCUGCUUGGUCCUUUUAUGGUGGGUUUUUCUGUCACGCGGGUCGAUGUCGUCCAAGUAUGACCAAGGCGCAGCGUGUCCAAGAAACAUGACUUUAUUUAUUCAAAAGUCUGGAACAAAACAACAAAACACGACCGAUACGUGAAGUCCUCUGCAACACUGACAGAACUAAGAACAAAAAAAACCCACAACUCCCACAAGAAAACAUACAGAAUAAAUAUGGCUCCCAAUCAGAGAUAACGAGCCGACAGCUGACACUCGUUACCUCCGAUUGGGAGUCAAUGACCAAACCUAGAAAUACAACCAACAGAAAGGCAAACCUAGAAAUACAAAACCAAAACCCAACAAAUCAAAAUACACCCUGGCUCAAAUACAAAAGUCCCAGAGCCAGAGUGUCACAGUAUCACUGUAUCUACCUCAAGUACCAUGUAUCCCUGCACAUUGAUAUGGUAUUGGUACUCCUUGUAUAUAGCCUACAUUCUUAUGUGUUUUUAUUGUCUUUAUUUAACUAUACAUCGUUGAGGAAGAGCUUGUAAGUAAGCAUUUCACUGUAGGUCUACACCUGUUGUAUUCAGUGCAUGUGACAAUAAAAUGUGAUUUGAUUUGAAGUCCCCUCUGUCUAUCCAAUCUCAUCUCUGCUCCACACCAGGAUACAGUUCAGUAUGUUCUGAGUUUCUGCCAUGUCCUAAAACGUCUGUGGUAAACUUGUACUACAUACGGUAGGAUUUAUCGCAGACUAUAAUUACUGUCUCAAUGGAAUCCUAAUCCCCCUCAUCUGUACUGAGGUAUGGUGUAUUCAAAUUAAAUCAAACUUUAUUCAUACAGCACAUUUCAGACAUCAAAUAUGUAUUUUACUACAGAACAUAAGAGGAUAAAAAACAAAAUAAUAACAACAACAACUGAAUGACUAAAAAGCACCCUAAGGAAAAACAAAGCUAAAAAGGUGUGUUUUAAGAUCUCUUUUAAUUUUCCACAGUUUCGACCCCCCUCAGGUGUACAUUCUAGGACACCCUCAGCCUCAAUCCUCACCCCUCCUUAAGUCAAUUGUCUACCCCCCUUGAAGUGUGAGGCUGAGGCAUGACGAUUGACUUAAGGAGAGUUGUUGAUUGACUCAGUGAGGGGUGAUGUUUGAAGCUGAGGGUGACCUAAAAUGUAGAUCACUCUGGGCACAAAUCUCCAACCACAGUGAAACAUGAAACGCCUUUUCAGAGCCUCGGAAUGUCCCGAAGUGCUAGGAAGACUAAUUUCUCGAAAUGAGCCUGAUGGUGUUUGCACAGCUGCAGGCCACUCAUGACCUGUUGAACUGGCGUGCCUGGACUCACUGUCAUGAUCUUUGAUUGGCUUUAGUCAGUUGUUUUUAAAGUGUUAAUUUCAUCCCAGCCUUGUUGGUUUUUAUGGUAAUAUUGCAUGUGUCAUCCAACGAUAUGGGUUGUAUCAACUUAUUCCUGAAGUGCUCAAACAUGACAUAAAAGAAGCUAACUGAUAUGUUUUUAGAUUUUGAUCGGAAAGUUUGAAAGGGGAAGUGUCUUAUAUUUUAAAGGAAAACAUUUCAGCUUACAUGUAUUUUGAAAGGGCAACUGUCUGAGUUUGCAUGGUGACAGGUUAUAUGUGCUUUAGUUUCAGAUGUAGUUCACAGGCCAUAUGUAUAGCAGAGAUAGGAUGAGGAUCAGGUUCUGAGGGUCUACAACAGAGCAUUGCUAUCAGAGAGCAUCCUGAAGUCCAUUCAUGUUGCAUACUGGCUAAGGAAAUGGUAAACUACAAAAGAAUAUCACAUAUAUCAUUUCUUUGUCUCUUUUAAGUUCUACUUGUUUUUUAUUUUGUCAUCAAUCAGCCAAGACAAAAUACAAUAUGGUAUUCCAAUCUUCAGUAUAUGAUUAACGUUUCAGAAUUGAACAGAAAUUACUCACUGACCAGCAUUUUAUCACUUUUUCACAGAAGUCACCUGAGGAGAGACCCCAGACGAACCACGCCAGUAACUCGGUUGUAACAGUCCGCUACUCUGAGUAAGUAUUUAUCACAAAUGGCAGAAUUAAUUUGGGGUUUUGUGCAAAUACUUUUUAAAUGGACCCUACAAUAUUUACGAUGUCUCACUUUCCCAAACUCUUCAGAUGUUCACAAUAUUUCUCUCCAAAUUAUUUUAUGGUCAUGGUUUUCUUUCUGGUUCCACUAUUGUUUCUUCAACAGAAUGAGAGGCCAUUCCAGUGGUGUUGCUAUUUAGCUGCCCAACCACAAUAGUAGCCUUUGCUACCAAGUCACCAAAUGGUAGACCUAUGCUACAUGAAUCCUACUGGACUCUAAGAUGUUUGUGUUACACUAUGAGCUGAGAACUUGGAGUACUAUUACUAGCUGACUAACUUUAAGCAUCAGUUGUCAGAGCACCUUACCGAUCACUGCACCUGUACACAGCCUAUCUGUAAUUAGCCCACCCAACUACCUCAUCCCUAUAUUGUUAUUUAUUUUGCUCUUUUGCACCCCAGUAUCUCUAUUUGCACAUAAUCUCUUGCACUUCUAUCAUUCCAGUGUUAAUACUAAUUAUAAUUAUUUUGCACUAUAGCCUAUUUAUUGCCUUACCUCCAUAACUUGCUACAUUUGCACACACUGUAUAUAUAUUUUCUGUUGUAUUUUUUUUUUACUUUAUGUUUUUUUACCCCAUAUGUAACUCUGUGUUGUUGUUUUUAUCGCACUACAAUGCUUUAUCUUGGCCAGGUCGCAGUUGUAAAUGAGAACUUGUUCUCAACUGGCUUACCUGGUUAAAUAAAGGUGAAAUAAAAUAAAUACAGUAAUAGGCAUAAUAAUACCAUUGUAAUAAUGGUUAAUGUAAAGGAGAUGGUGAUUUUAGUUACAGUAAAUGUAGUUACUGUAAAUUUCAUCAACAUGUUCUAGGUCUCUGACUGUUGUCAAAUCAAAUCAAAUGUUAUGUCACGUGCGCCGAAUACAACAGGUGUAGACCUUACAGUGAAAUGCUUACUCACAAGACCUAACCAACAAUGCAGUUUUAAGAGAAAUAAGUGUUAAGUAAACAAUCGAUGAGUAAAAAAUAAAAGCAGGAAAAUAACAGGAAAAAUAACAGUAGCGAGGCUAUAUACAGUACAUAUAUAUGUCAUAGAUAUUGUCAGACUCUCUAAGAUGACAAUUAACUUUAAUUACAUAUCAGAUUUAUAUUAUGUUAGAUUUAGUUUUGAUAUUUGAAUGUCAUAUAGUGUAUUUCACUGUCACCUCUGUCUCUCUCUCAGUAGACCAGGGAGGGAGGUUCAGGUGUACUACUCACGCCAUCAAAGCUACAGGGACUUCUUUGAUGAGUUAAAUCGACGAGGCGACACUUUCUACGUGGUGUCCUUUCGCAGGGUGAGUCACUCCAUGCAUAUUCCAUACCAUUUUCCAUAGAAGCAGGCAACAAUGUGUCCUUCGGAUUGUGACUGUUUCAAGGCCAAUGGAGAUCGGGUCUGUGACUGUUUCAUGAUGCAGUAUUGCCAUCAGCAUGUCUUCAGCAGAUGAAACUGCUGAGUAGGAAAGAAAGCGGUCAUGAAACAAUUUUGAAGCGCAUAUGGAGCAUGAUCCAGGGUACCAACUUUCUGUCUUAAUUGAAGGCGGAAAGCCCCGACUGAAAAAGCAGAUGUUCUUUUGAAGCUUAGGAAAAUAUUUCCUUUUAUUUCCUUUUCUUUUUACUCCCAAAUGCAUGAAUGAAUGAGGAUUGAAAAAUGUCUGUGGCUGAUUUUAAAUAUGUACAUUGGCAUUUCAAUCGUCACAAAUGAGCAUAUGUAAUGCAUUUGUAUGUGAUUUGUAGCUUUAACAGUAUACAGUUAAUGACUGACCUAUUGGCGAGUUUCAUUCGUGUGUUUGAUGUAUUGAAUUGUGAGGGAGCACAUUCGGAAGGAAUUUUAUGUCUUUCAGUCACCUAGGGCGUGUAGACCUUAUGAAAUUGGCAUCCAUAUGAAAUGAUCUAGAACAAUAAAAAAGUUACUUGAGGCUGUUCUUAUACUCCUUUUAUUCUGUGUGGUGUUUUGGUAAAAUUACCGUUUAUGGUUACCGACGGAGUCCGUUUCUCGUAAGCUAUAAGAUUGGAAUUUCACUUUUUUAUUUGAUGUAGCCUAACCACAGAUAAUCUUUAGAUUUAUUGAUUAAGCACAUAUUCCUUCCGUCCCAUACAUUUUGACAUCUUUUGUCUGGUCAAUUCAAAUGAUGUAUCCAUUGUACUGACACAUCUCCAAUACAUUUACAUUAAAGCAGAAAUCAAAAUAACCUGUUUAUCGGCAACCACUGCCAGGAAAGUGUCUUCGAUUACCAAAUUGAACAUACCUCCGUUUUCAUAAAAGUACCACAAACUAUGAACUCUGAGACCCCCUAGAUCUGUUAGUCCUUCUCCUCUGAUAUGUUUCCAGACUUUCCAUAAGACAUAUCAUAGAGCGAAACCUGUAAAGUCUUCAGAGGCUUCGUAAAAGCAUUCUCAUGAUGCUAAUCGGCUGAAUCCCUUCUUAGUGCUGUCUCUGUUACACUGAGAAGGCUUUCAUUGUCAUUCCCAACCAGAAGGACUGACUGUCUUAUUCCAAUGCAACCCUAACACUGCCCCCCCCCCCCCCCCCCCCCCCAUUAAAUUAGCCAUCUAUUCAGAAAGUCUUAGGUCUGAUUUGCAACAUUAUUCCAACCUGAUGACUGCUCAGGAGAAUUAGCAGGGACCAUUCUCUCUGAUGGCCUGCCAACGUCUGUUUUGUGAGAACCUGAGAGCGAGAGAAACAGGCAGAGAGAGAAGGAAAGUGAACUCUGAUCACAAUCUCUCCAUUUGGACCAUCAACUCCCAGGGGCACCUCUUUAGCUCUUUUGUGUGCCCGUCAGUUCUGCUCUCUGAGGGCCCUUUAUCCAAGGACCAGAUAUCUGUUUCCUGAAGGCCCUGUUUACUGAGCCACAAUGGGGAUUCAACCCACCCACCACCUGCCUUCAGACCUGCCUACAUCAUUCAGACCGGAUAAGAAACUCUUAUUCAAUUUUUUUUGUAUCAUGGCCUCAAUGGAAAACCUUUGCUGGCAAACCAAGAAUGCUCCUUUCCAGUAGUUACUGUACAUAAGCUGUACAUUGAGAGCUGUUGUCAAUGUGUCAAACCCUCCACACUUUGACGAUCUUAAAAUAACUUUUCAAAAAAUGUAAUUCAUCAUCUCCAGCACCACCCCAACAUCAACAUAUGUGAAAAUGGCGCGUUUCUAUGUUUUGUAGUAAAACAGAUAGAGAAAGAAGUGUUUCCAAUUUUUUACAUUUUAGUCAUUUAGCAGACGCUCUUAUCCAGAGCGACUUACAGUUAGUGAGUGCAUACAUUUUCAUACUGGCCCCCCCGUGGGAAUCGAACCCACAACCCUGGCGUUGCAAGCGCCAUGCUCUACCAACUGAGCUACACGGGGUCCAAUUACAUCAUCAACCAAUUAAUAGGCAAGGCCUAUGAUGCACACCGAUGAUGUAGUUGGAAACACGUAUCUUUUUUUCCCACAAAACAUAGAAACACGCCAUUUUCACAUAUGUUGAUGUUGGGGUGGUGCUGGAUUUUUUUGAAAAUGUCCUUUAAGUUCGUCAAAGUGUGGAGGGUUUGACACAUUGACAACAGCUCUCAAUGUACAGCUUAUGUACAGUAACUACUGGAAAGGAGCAUACUUGGUGAACAUUUUCCUUUUAAGCGAGUGUCACGCAUUUACAGUAACUGAAUGAAUUACACUGGGUUAACUGGAAACAAGAGUUGUGACGUUAUUGGACGUGGCUGCCGGCUUCUGUACGAUCUGUACUUCUAGCCCUCAAAUGGGUCAUUCAGCCAGCCAUUGGAUUGGAGUCCUUCUACCAGUAGACAAGAAUGUACAGUAGAGGAGGUAGUGACUGAUUGCACAGCUGCAGCCGGCUCUCCUAAGCCUAAGCCCUCUCUCUGGCCUGAUGGAAUGAACAGAGCAGCUUCUGGUUUCAUUGGCCUUUCCCAAAGCACACGCCACAAUGCAAGUGAUGGAAAGAGCAGAACACUAACUUGAUGUACAUGGUUAGACCUGGGCUGCUGUGGAAAGGAAAAGCAGAACCCAAAGGUUUUGUAGGUGAAUAUAUUCAUACCUUCACUCCCUGAAUCACUUUUGUUGAGGAUAAUUGGCUCACUGGGGUAAGUGAAAAUAUGUUUUUGGACAAAAUUGUAGAAUUUCUUUCCACUUUUUGGGGGGGCAAAACUCAUGGAAACGUGUGGUCUCUUAGAGUUCAGGCCUACCUGCUUUUACAACCUCUGCCAAAGAGCCGAAUAGGGGGUUGGCCUACUGUAUUCCCAUGUAGACAGCUAGCAUGUGUCACUUUGAAGACUGCUAGCACCAACGCAACCAUACUCAAUCCUCUUUCAAGACAAAGUCAAGAAUCAUUUUCCUGAAGGUGGCUGUUGAUAGGCUGUAUUUGUAUUUAUUACUCUUCCUGUGGUCCAGCAACAUUAAGGCAGUUAUAUACAAUAAAAAAUAUUACAUGACAUUACAUUUCAUAACACUUUUCACAACACAUUAAGUGUGUGCCCUCAAGCCACUACUACCACAUAUCUACAAUACCAAAUCCAUGUGUACGUGUGUGUAGAGUGCGUGUGUUAUCAUGUGUAUGCGUGUGUCACUGCCUGUGUGUGCUGUGACUACCCAAUGGGGAACAGUGCCUGGUGUGUGUUUUACACUAAGCGCCUUAGUUCUGUCAGCUUCUUCGAACUGGUGUUGUUUUGAAGGGCUGGAUCAGAACCAGAGUCUCAGUCUAUUUCAAGUGCAGUUGACCCUGGCUUCCAUGUCUCCACCUACUUACACUGUUGUUUAGACACUGUAUUGUGCUGAUCCGAACUAGGGCUGUUGCGGUGACCGUAUUACCGCCACACCAGCGGUCACCAGUCAUGAAGGCAGUCAAAUUCCACGUGACCGUUUAGUCACGGUAAUUAGGCUUCUUCAAGUUCUGAUGCUGCUGCUGGUCAUUAAUAGCCUACCAAACUUGCUAACUGCCUGGUACUCAGCACUCUAAUGGAACAUUCGCGCUUAUAGCCUACUACCAUGUCCGCAUUGCUGCGCUUAUAAUGUGAAGAAAUAGCCUAAAAGUUUAUCAACAUUUUAAGCCAAACGUUCUGAUCUGUUGCGUCAGCCACAUUGCGUAAAAAAUGUUUUUUGAUGCAAGUGGUUGUAUUAAUUUGGAAUCUAUAGCAUCCCACAACUGUCCCGGACUAUGUUUGGAAUAUUUAUUUCCCCCACAGAAUAGAAUAGGUUGACUUUUGUACUAUGGGGGAUAGUAAAUUAACAUAGGCUAGUGCUUUUGCUGUUCGUUAGGCCUACUCAUCUUGUUGGCUGACAAAAAGUAAAUAUGGACAGUUCUUCCAAUAUCUUCAAUAUGCACCUCGGAAUUGGAUAAGGUCGUGCGCAGUUGCGUCCCCGAUGUGUCUAUCUUCACUUGUAGCCUGUGAGAAAGACCUGAUCACGUGAUGGAGAGCCAUGUGAGUGAGAGGUGAUUCGGAGCGCUCAGCACUCAGGAAGAAGGGCACAACGGACACUGGCUGCAAUAGGCAUGGAUUUGUUUAGGGGGCAUUACGGCCACACAAAGGGGAUACCGCCGUGAAAUUCUAGGCAUUAUCAAGUGCUUGUUAAAUUGUGAAUGAGUGUGUACAGCUUGCGCAAAAAACAAAGGAGAGCUCAUGCCUUUCAAGCGACUUUUUUUCAAAAUCAUCAUUAGAGUCGCGUCAUGCAGCCUUACAAUGUAUUAAAAAUCUAAACAUAUAGCUCAACGUUUGUAGAACAACUAAAGUUACAUUAAUAACUCUAAAUUAAGCAUAUAGGAAUACCUAUUUCUUUGUUAACCGCUCAACACAGUAUAGCCGCAUGUGCGCACUCCCUCAAAUCGAUUGGAGAAAAUAUCCUUUCUAUUUUAUUCAGCUUUGUUCAAUUGUAUUCUUCAUACUAUAAAAUAAUGCCAUGGAAUUCUAAGCAAAUCUUGUCUGCUAAAUAAACUACUGUAGCCCACAGCCAUUUGGCAUAGCCAGAUCAGGACCUAACAUAAGGACAACUCAGAGUAUGUUAUUCUGUUCUUCUGAAAAUAGACUACAUUUUCUUCAUAUCAUGCUUUUUUAGACCUGUCUAAAAUAAAUCAUGUAUUUAUUGUGAAGGCUAUAUUAAAUGGAUUUAUUCGACUUUUUUGAAAUGUAGAUGUUCCAAAGGUCUGCAUCAGUGGCUUGUAGGCUGUGUGGAAGCCAGGAGAUGCUAAAUGUAUUUAUGUUAAUUACGGUCAAUUAGCGUGAGUCCAACAGUUAGUUAUUUGCUUGACAAUCACCGGCUGACGAAAUUUCGUGACCUCCACAGCCCUAAUCCGAAGCAUUCCAUACUGGCUCAGAUAUUUCACUCAGAAGCAGACCAAUCAUGUAGCUAGCUACUUUUAGCAGAUGCUAACAUUUAUGUUAGCCAUCUAUGUCCAUCUGCGGUACAGUCAUAUGUACCCCCCACAGUGGCAGCUGGCUUCAAAACAAAAUAUUGUGUCUGUGCCGUCAAUCUAGUCUACUGUAAAUGUCUGACUUUUUUAGUCUUUUGAGUCUUUUGGUAUGUUAACUAGUCCUUGGGAGCCCUAAAUUCAAUGAUGCGUUGAGCAAUCCUAAUUGACCCCAUAGCUCCUCAAAGCCUAUAGGCCUACUUUACUGUAUAUCUGUUCUACAUCAGUUCCUAGUUUUUCCAUGACUUCUUCUCUUCAUCCAGGAACAGCUCUGUUUUCACUCUUUAAAAACUUUUCAAAUACUUUAGCUGGGCUUGAUUGAGUUUGCCUGCCGCAAUGGAACCAAUAGAAUAGUCGCAAAACCCACCCACCUAACAUCCCAGGAAGGCUAAAUCAAACAUGGAAAGUACUUGAAAGAUUUCAAAUAGUUUUUGAACCCAGAUCGGGUUUUUGCUGCUGCUCUGUCCCAACUGAGAGCGGAGCGGUCUGGUCUGGUGAAGCUGGUGACAGCGGUCUCUCAACCAUGCAUGGGUCUCCUCUCCCAAACCACCGAUGUUUAACAGGACUUUGAAUUACUGUGUUUAUGCCUCUAAUAAAGUCUAGGGCUCCAUGGAGGGGACCUAGAUGACUAGCUUAUCAGACAGCAUGUAGCUGCAUUUGAACUCUACCAAGUAGCCUUGGUUUGAGUCAAGAAAUUACUGUCUCUGAUAUGGUCAGUGUUUUAAUGGCCAUGUGCUUGAUUUGUGAUUAUUUCUUUGAACAAUGGAUGGCUUGUCUAUCCAAUGUGCCAAUCAUUGAUUAUUUUCAUAGAGCCCCAGCUGUCUGCUUUAAAAUACAUUUACAACCACAUCGUUCUCCUGUUCUUUUUAUGUAUAUGUCACAACCUGCUUUCCAGGUGUCAACGCUGUUGUUAACUACUGUUUUGGCCUGUCUCUUCACAUAAUGACUGUCUUUACACCCCAAACAGUGAAAAUGUUGUACAGUCAAAGUUAUGGUCAGAGGUCAAUGUAUGUUGAGAUUUAUUAGCAUUUAUGACGUUUCUUUGUGAAUUCCGGACCUCUUGUGCCUUGUUGGGUUCAUGCUGCGUGUACUUUAGAGUUAUGGCCGCAGUGGCCACUUAAGGGUCUGGAUGUUUCUGGUCUGUCAUUACGUGUAUUUCUUCAGAAUCCAGGGAAUCUUGUUGUCAGCCUAGAGGUGGACAGAAAGUGGCUUGAGGCAUUGUUUCGGUUGUAGGCACUGCCCUUGACCAAGGCACCCAUGACUGUAAAUGAUGUACAUUUAUUGAUGCCAGGUCUCCCUUGGGAAAGAGUUCUUCUGAGCUCAAUGGGACUACAUAGUUAAAUAAAGGUUAAAUCAAAUUCAGUCCACAUGCAUAGUCCUACUGGGAUUUGUGAGAGAACAUCUGCCCUGAACAGCACAAAAUCUCUGUCAAAUGUAUCUCCUUAUUGCCUAAAGACCAGGUCAGCUCUUGAGUAAUGACUCACUGCAUUAACGCUCUAAUCCCCCAUUCUCUGUCUGUUUCUCUAGGAUCACCUUCUGCUCCCUGCAACCAACCACAGCAAGGGGAGCAGGCCAAAGAUGUCCUUGGUGUUACCAGCAAUUAAUGUGAAUGGUAAGGGCCAGGAGACGAUGUGCGACUGA